AUGACAACUAAUCAGCACGGAUGGAAUGUUGAUGAUUUGAAGUUAACGCCGUCACUGGAAGAUAAACAUCAAAAAUGUAUUGAAUGCAGACUAUGGAUAUACCUUUCACCCACUUUCUUGAUUAUUCAAGGUCAACCUUCCAAGUGUGUCAAUUUUCGUGAGUUAGCUGUCAUCAGCUUGAAAAAUGUAAGCAACUUAAUAUGCAACUAAAAUAGAUGUACAAUAUACUUAAAUCUUCAUCAGGAAGUCAAUUGCUGGAUAAAUUUAAGAUGUUAAAAGUGAACAAAGUUGAAAUUAACAGGAAUGAAAGUGACUGGGAAAGCGUAUUUCGGUAUUUUUCAUUUUUCGAUGUGAACCGAUGGGAAAUAAAAAUCUCAAAGACAAUGAAUACAUGGUGCCUUUGCGGCUAAAUAAGGAUUUGGGUGU
Messenger RNA from Heterobilharzia americana, 426 nucleotides. The record is from the annotation of a GenBank genome assembly. Lineage: Eukaryota; Metazoa; Platyhelminthes; Trematoda; Strigeidida; Schistosomatidae.